UUCCCGUGGUGAUUCCUGUUCGACUGAGCACACAGGAGGAUGAAAAGUUCCCAUCCGACUGCUCUCGACUUUUGGAAUUUUAACUGUUGUAUUUUGUUCCCGCACGUUCGGAGUAAAUGUGAAAGGUCUUUUCGCGACUCGGGAGCUUUAUUAGAGGAAAGUGCUACCUUGAGCAAAUAAGCAAAGGGUGAGAAACAGCCAAAUGAACGGCGCAACAUUCCCCUCUCCCGUUGCCGAGAUGGCAGAAAUCAACCGCAUUCACUAUGAUCUGGAGUACACUGAGGGGAUCAGCCAAAGGAUGCGCAUACCUCAGAUGCUUAAAGUGGCUCCCCAAGGCCAGGACGACUCCGGUCUUGGCUCACGGCAGCUUCCUCAGAGUGUUAUAAUGCAGGUCCCGGAAAGAAUUGUUGUCUCAGGAGACGCUGAUGACAGCCAGUUUUCAAGACCGAGAGACUUAGAUUUAAUCCAGUCAACGCCUUUAGAAGCCUUGUCCCUGAAGACCCCACCGAGAGUACUCACACUCAGUGAGCGACCUCUUGACUUCCUGGAGGAAGAGCAGAAUAGAGCACCAGAAAGUGAGGCCGUGCUGCGGCCCCAUGGCCGAUCGAGACGAGAACGCUCAGCGAGUGAGAAUGCAGCUGUCCGUCAUGGAAGUCAAUUGAUGCAUAAUGAUUCAGCUGCAACAGCAUCCCCCCCAGCCACUCUUCACUCCCCUUCCCCUUCUACCGUGGCUGAAGAAGAACACAACCUGUACAGCGCUAGUGGCGUUUUAUCUUUCCUCCAGUGCACUACACGUCGGGCCUACGAGCAUGUCCUUGAGGUCUUGGAUGAAAACCCUCGCAGAAAAACAUCACUGCGAGGGGGGUCAGCUUCAAGCUCCAACCCCCUGAAUGAAUCCAGGCUUGCAUUAUCAACAUACGAAGGCUCUCUGGAUGGAGGAUCUGAUGACAUGAACAUUGUAGAUGCUGCAACACUUCGACGACAGCUUAUCAAGUUAAACCGACGGCUCCAGCUUCUGGAAGAAGAGAAUAAGGAGCGAGCAAAGCGCGAGAUGAUCCUGUACUCUGUCACUGUCGCUUUCUGGCUCGUCAACACGUGGGUGUGGUUAAAACGUUAAAGUACAUCUGUAUUGCCAGUACCCCUGCAAAACAAGUUAACAUCUCCAUGACGUGUGUGACAUGUUACACUUGCUGCCAUAUGAGCAAGACCAUAACCUAUUGCGCGAAGCACUCAUGUCAUGUUUGGUUUAUUUAAUAUACAGGGAUGUCCAUUUUUUUUACAGCUGUGCUUUUGUUAGUUUGGUUCUAUUUUUGUUUUUGAUUCUAAAUGUUGAGCAAUGCUAAGCAUGACUUGUAAAUAUGUAUCACUUUAGAAAGGAGUAAUGCUAUAUUUUGUUUCUAAAUCUAAAUGUUGAGCAGUGCUUGCUGUGACUUGUAAAUAUGAAAGUAGUAUGUCAUUAAUAAAGUACAGCUCUGUUUACCAAAGGAAAAA
Hippocampus zosterae (dwarf seahorse) is the source of this 1491-nucleotide messenger RNA. It is a transcript of the gene mffa, whose product is annotated as mitochondrial fission factor a. NCBI's taxonomy places the organism in Eukaryota, Metazoa, Chordata, Actinopteri, Syngnathiformes, Syngnathidae. The record is from RefSeq and is a predicted model, not a curated record. The transcript has 8 exons. The coding region runs from base 203 to 1117 and encodes 304 amino acids. Gene Ontology annotation, biological process: positive regulation of mitochondrial fission. Gene Ontology annotation, cellular component: mitochondrial outer membrane; peroxisome.